AUUAAUUUACUUUCUGUCUUCCACUUAACUGGCGAGUUUUUCAGAAUUGGUCCUGGUACUUAAAACCACUUUUGGCUUCAUUUGCAAGGCGACACAACUCGGCCUGGAAGAGCAUCCACCUCGACGGUUCCUCAUGAAAGACGGGGAGUGUAACUUCUUCUGCUUCUUCCGCUGCUGCUGAGAGGUGUUGGGCUAGUUUGUGGAGCAGUUUUCUCUGGGAGCUGUGGUUCCGACAGCCAGAGAGCCAGUCCCAGAGAGUGAAGGUGUCUCUGCCGGUAAAUGUCUGUGGACAUGAACAGCCAGGCCUACGACAGCAAUGAGGAUGACCUCGGGGUCAACUCUGAGGAUGAUGACGGGGGUGACGACGACGACCAGGGGGACAUAGCCGACUACUAUGACGGCGUGGCAGGAGACAUGGAGCAGCAGGGGGCCGACUCGUUCGACCCAGAGGAGUACCAGUUCACCUGCCUCACCUACAGGGAGAGCCAGAAGGUGCUCUGCGACGAGGUCAAUAGUAUCGCUGCCAUCCUGAAGGUUUUACCUGCUGUAGCCAAACUGGUCCUUGUGCACUUUCACUGGCAAGUGUCACAAAUACUGGACAGAUACAAGUCAAGCUCAUCUCAGUUGCUGUCUGAUGCCCAGGUCCAGCCCAGCAGCACCUGCAGAUCAGUUCCUGCGCCUCAGUCCCUCCAGUGUGGGGUGUGUCUGCAGCUGGUUCGGAGGGACACCUUGCUCGCGCUGCCGUGUCAGCACUCCUUCUGCAAAGGAUGCUGGGAGCAGCAUUGCACUGUACUCGUCAAAGAUGGGGUGGGAGUGGGUAUCUCCUGUAUGGCUCAGGACUGUUCCCUCCAAAUGCCAGAAGACUUUGUCCUCCCACUGCUGCCUGGUGAGGAGCUGAAGGACAAAUAUAGACGCUACCUCUUCAGGGACUAUGUGGAGAGCCACUUCCAGUUGCAGCUGUGUCCAGGGGCAGACUGCCCCAUCGUCAUCCAAGUGCAGGAGCCACGGGCCCGCAGAGUACAGUGCAGCCGCUGCAAUGAGGUCUUCUGUUUCAAAUGCCGGGCCAUGUACCACGCCCCAACAGACUGCCCGACUGUCCGACGGUGGCUGACCAAAUGUGCAGACGAUUCCGAGACGGCCAACUACAUCAGUGCGCACACUAAAGAUUGUCCCAAGUGCAAUAUCUGCAUUGAGAAGAAUGGAGGCUGCAAUCACAUGCUAUGCUCCAAGUGCAAACACGACUUCUGCUGGAUGUGUCUGGGGGACUGGAAGACCCAUGGCAGUGAGUACUAUGAGUGCAGUCGCUAUAAGGAGAACCCAGACAUCGUCAACCAGAGCCAGCAGGCACAGGCCAGAGAGGCCCUCAAGAAAUACCUCUUCUACUUUGAGAGGUGGGAGAACCACAAUAAGAGUCUCCAGCUGGAGGCUCAGACGUACCAGCGGAUCCAGGAGAAGAUCCAAGAGCGGGUGAUGAACAACCUUGGCACCUGGAUAGACUGGCAGUACAUGCAGAACGCUGCUAAGCUCUUGGCCAAGUGUCGCUACACUCUGCAGUAUACUUACCCAUACGCCUACUACAUGGAGUCUGGUCCGCGUAAAAAACUGUUUGAAUACCAGCAGGCCCAGCUGGAAGCGGAGAUUGAGAACCUGUCCUGGAAGGUGGAGCGAGCAGACAGCUACGAGAGCGUGAGCGAGGGGGAGCUGAAUGCUAAUGACAGAGGGGAUCUGGAGAAUCAGAUGCACAUUGCUGAGCAGAGGAGACGCACGCUGCUGAAGGAUUUCCACGACACCUGAAGUCUCCAGACGACUGCAAAGCACCAGCAGCUCCCUAACUCAUUCGCCCCCUCCCUCCUUCACUUUCCAUCCCUUUGUCUACGGCUCCUCACACUCAUCCCUCCCUCGUUAAGCGCUCUCUUUGUGUCUGCUACAGGGUCCCAGAAUGGCGUGACUGUAUCCCCCCUCAUUUAGAUGUCAAGAACGCCACAUUCAAACACACUACACAUGAAAUGAGAGGGCAUGCGCGCGCACACAACGUGAACACAAACAUGCUUUAACACUCCGCCCAAAAAAAGAACCCUUAAUUCUCCCACACGAUCCCACCAUCCCUCUACCUGUUUUUUUCUUUAUUUCUUCUCACAUUGUUCACCUUUUUCUGCAAAUUGAUAGUUCGUAAAAAAAAAAAUAAAAAAAAACAUUAAAUAAAUGCUGUAAUUUUCAACGGUUGUACAUUAAUAAAGAUAGUUACUGAGUUUGUAAA
This is a messenger RNA of Salvelinus fontinalis (brook trout), 2257 nucleotides long. RefSeq names its product E3 ubiquitin-protein ligase ARIH2-like. The record is from RefSeq and is a predicted model, not a curated record. The transcript has 15 exons. Gene Ontology annotation, biological process: protein polyubiquitination; positive regulation of proteasomal ubiquitin-dependent protein catabolic process; ubiquitin-dependent protein catabolic process. NCBI's taxonomy places the organism in Eukaryota, Metazoa, Chordata, Actinopteri, Salmoniformes, Salmonidae. Gene Ontology annotation, cellular component: ubiquitin ligase complex; cytoplasm. Bases 280 to 1794 code for a protein of 504 amino acids. Gene Ontology annotation, molecular function: zinc ion binding; ubiquitin conjugating enzyme binding; ubiquitin protein ligase activity.